Messenger RNA from Aplysia californica (California sea hare), 8710 nucleotides. RefSeq names its product trichohyalin. Gene Ontology annotation, molecular function: microtubule binding. The transcript has 22 exons. The record is from RefSeq and is a predicted model, not a curated record. The coding region runs from base 187 to 4338 and encodes 1383 amino acids. Gene Ontology annotation, biological process: cilium assembly. Gene Ontology annotation, cellular component: microtubule; cilium. NCBI's taxonomy places the organism in Eukaryota, Metazoa, Mollusca, Gastropoda, Aplysiida, Aplysiidae.
CGUGGUUGACUUGCCAAACAAAUACCGUGUUGAGACUUGAGACUGGUACUUUGUCCAGUUCUGUGUAGCUUACAAAUUACAAAUUAGUCUCUAGAAUAGACUCUAGAGUCUAGAUCGAAAUCUAGAUCUAGAAUCUAGUAUAGUACUUUUCUUCCAUUAUAUUUUUGGUGACAAUCAGCAGAUGCAAUGAGCUACGGUUCAACUGGUGGUGUUCAUUUUGACCUUCACAAGAAUUCUGGUGGCCCUGGCAUAUUUUGGCACAGAGAUAAGCCUAAGAAUGAGCAACGGAAGUUUGGCUACAAAUCAAAAAAGCUGCGCCACGCAAUCAGAAGACCAGAUGAUCAAGCUGUGCUGGAAGCCUUUGAAGCUGAAAAGGAGCUGGAGAAGAAGAAGUUCAAUCAGAGUAACAAAGACUUUAUACGCAACAACAAAGACAGGUUCAAACCUAAGGAAGAGCCACCACAAGCGAGGCCUGGUUCCCAGCACAUCACCCCCGGCACCGUUACCUUGACUCAAGAACAGCUGGCGGCUCUUCUGGCCUCUCUAGGGAAAACUAAGGACACGGGGGGAGACAACCCACUCAAAAUUAGCUUCGAUACGAGUAACAACAAAAUAGAGGUGGAAAGAUAUGAAAGCAGUGGCAGUGGAGACGAAGCUGAAUACGACAAACACACAAAAGGGAGCCGUCAAGUAGAUGAUGAUGAUGAUGAUCGAUCAGAUGUUGGCAUAGGUGCUUUUCUGGGUCAGAAUAAAGAAAAUAAAACGAAAGCCAAACGCAAAGUCUUUCAUGAAGACAAAGAAGAUGUCAGGGUAAAAGAGAGCAGAGACAGAGGCAACAGAAGAGAAGAAGAAGAGAGAAGGUCGCGUGGAGAGCGGAGGCCCAAAGUGUCUCAGGAAGGUCCCUCUCAUCGUCUGAGUGCCCCUGAGCCUCAGGCUGAGUCUCGUCUGUCUUGGGAGAUGGCCAAAAAGGAGGCGGGUGUGGAGCAUGUCCCCGACGUGGUCCCAUGGAAGCACCUCACGGUUGGGGAGAGGAAACGGCUGCAGUGGGCGAGGGAAAAAGCUGAAGUUCCAGAAGAAUACAACCCUUGGGGCCGGCCUGGUGCAGGGGCACCGCAGCGCAAGGAAGAGGAAGAAGCAGACAGGAAGGCUGAGGCUAAAAGCCGACAACAGCAACAGCAAGUGGAGAGACAUCGGCCAGACAUUUCCUCAAGGGCAAGCAAUAUAGACGCGGAAAAGAAACGGAAACAGGAAGAGCUUGCCAAUGAGAUAGAAAAGCUACGCAGGGAAAUCCAAGAAGCUGAAGAAAAAAAGAAAGAUGAAGAAGAAAGAAUAAAGAAAUCUAGAAAGAGCAGGGAAAAGCCGAAAGAAGAAGAGCCUUCAGAGCGAGUCAGAGAAGCGAAAACUCGACAUGAAAAGGAAAAAGUGGGUGCAAAGAAAGAUUCAAGAGACAGGAGUCAGAGAAGGUCACAAAAGAAAGAAGAGGACCCCGCUGAAAAUGGCAUGGAUCGAGAGGAUAAUCAGGUACAAAUUGUUAUUGUGAGAAAGAAGAAGCCAAAACAGGAGACCACAAAUGAGACGGAGAUGGUAAUAGACGUGAGAAGCAGCACGGAAGAUGCAUCCGACAGCAAGACGGAAAAGAAGAAAAUGAAAAAGGAUAGGGAAAGUAAGGGUGAGACCGCUGAGAAAACUGACAACCUUGAAGACGGACCCAGCCAUGGAUCUGUAAAGGAGAAAGAGAAAGAAAAACAUGAGAGACCAGCUGCCCAAACAGUGUUGACGGAUGACACAGCCCACCUUACCAAGAAGGAAAUUGAGAAGAGAAAAUGGCUGGCUGAACUGGACAAACAAAGAGAAGAACAACGGAUGAGAAAGCAGGCAGAAAAAGAAAAAGACAGAGCCGGAAUCCAUGACCAGUGGGCUGAUCGAUUUGUCUAUCACAAGACAUCAGAGCAUAUCUCCCCCCGAAAGUCUCAACCAAGCUACCGAGAAGAUGUGUCAGCGCUGGGUCGGGCAGAAGAGCCUCAGGUGGAGGUGAAUGCCCCGCCCGCAGCCAUGAGGAGUGCCCUGGUCGUUGGGACUGGGACAUUGAAUGAGAAUCGAUACAACGACAAAAAGACAGAGGAGAAAAGACGAUGGUUGGAGGAAUUAGAGAAGCAGAGAGAAGAACAGAGGCAGGCCAAAGCUGCUCAGAAAGAACGAGAUCGUCAGGAAGAUGGCACGUGGGCUGACCGUUACCCGACGGACCAUAAGAAGCUGGUGAAGCCCAAUGAAGUCUCAGGGCAUGCAGGACCUUCUCCACAGGCCCCAGCACACAUGGCAGACACCCAGAGGACUAGCAGUGCUCCGGGAAUCUCAGAGCUGCACGAUCUCAGAGCCAGCAAGGAUGAUGAUGAACAGUCUACCUUCUUACGUGGCCAAGGAGCCUUUGUGGACCCUGUGACAAGGCGAGAGCAAGAGGAGAAGAGGCGGGUCUAUUUAGAGUAUCAGGCUCAGGUGAAAGCACAGAUUGAGGAGAAAGAUCGACUGAAGAGAGAGGAGAGAGAGAGAAAGAUACGUGAGGAUAUGGAAGAGGAAAGGAAACUGCAGCAGGAGAGGGACAACAUGCAGCGACAGCUGGACAUGGAACAGAGGAAGACCAGGGAGCGAGAGGAGUUGCGACAAAAGCAGAUUGCAGUUCUCAAGACGGCUAUGGAUGAGGCACAGGAGAAGGCUCAGGAGGAGAAGAACCUGAAGAGAAUUCACCACCUGCGGGAGAAGGGCCAUGAUGUUUCCCACUUGAAGGCCACUUACGAAGAACCUGCAUCUCGCAUGUCCGGGGCCAUUGCUCAUGGCUCGAAGAAUUCAGUCAAACAGGAAGAAGCCACCACACCGCGAAGGAAGGAAUAUGAGCUAAACUCCCUCCCAGGACUGGGACAGCAAGACUCGUCACGAGAUCCUCCACCCCACCUCGCUGUCGCCUCCUCAUCUUCUCCCCCACCCCCACAUCACCAUGGAGAUGCUCCCACUGCCUGGAGGGAUGCCAGCCCCCCUGUGAGGAGACACGCGAUGGGACAGUCUUACACCAAAGAGCCGUACGUGGAGGAUCGCGUGCUGACGCCUAGCCGCUUCAGGAACCCCAGCAAACCCUUCAGUGACUCCGACUCCCCCAGACGGGAGUUUGGCACACAGACAUUGGAACUGAAAGACCUUCAGGCAAUUCUGAACAGUCUGCCUGAUGAGGUACAAAUUGAGUACAAAAUGAAGGUGGAGGAAGCCUUGAAGGAGAAAGCCAUAAAAGAAAAGGCCAGGGAAAGGCCGGGAGGACCCUCUAGAAAAGUGCAUGUGAAGAGUGCUAGUGAUGUUCACGACAAGGGUGGGCGAAAGCCACCCGCCGAGAGCAACCCACGAGUGGGUAGGAAGAUUGUGCAGAGAGAAGCUGAACCCGAGGAGAGAAAGAGGCCUGUAAAGCUUAAUGAAAGGCCAGCAUGGAACUCAAAUAGGAAGAAACAGGUGGUGAAGAAUUCAGAGAGGGACCCAUUCUACCAACAGAAACGAGAAGAGAAGGAGAUGAGAAAGGCAAAGAGGGAACGGCAGCUUCAAUAUCUCCAAGAACUGAAUAAGGAGAAAAUCCCUUCGCUUUCAAAAAGUCCUGGACGAAGCAGAGACGUGUCACCGGAGGGGGCCAAAAUUGUCGGGGAGAGAGGGAGGAAGCCGGUCCGAAAGGUAUAUGGGGGAAAUCAAGGCAAUCAGGGGGAAGCUCAACGCGAUUCGUCUCCCAACAUACUGUCCUUAGUGAAUGAAAAGGAGAGGAAUCAUAGGUCCAAAUCACCAAAAACCACAGGCAGAAGCUCUCCGCUCAUACCCACAGUGCGACACCGAACCAGCAACAUACGAGGGGAUGACACGGACAGAGACCCUUACCACUACACCAACAACUAUCUCCGCAACAGCCAAACGGAGACCAAGUACGGAGACAUCGACUUUGCACCCGCUGUUGACGGGGAUUUGAUUCCAUUCAUGCGCACCACAGAAAUUCUUGACCCAUCGAAAGCUGACGAGCCAAUGGCCAUCUCACGGGAGAACUCUCGCAUGGAGCGGGCACGGCGGGCCUACAUGGAGACCCACAAUCCCGCCAGCAAAGGCAAGCAGCUGGAUGUGUACCAGGACAGGGAGAGAGAAGCUGCCCUCAAGGCGUCCCAGGAUCCCAUACUAAACCCCAGCAGAGUGACCGACCACCCCACAGCUCGACAAGACCGGAUCCUGCAACAACUGUCUUCUCUUAAACAGACACUGAUGCAGAGACAGAAGGAACUGGAGCAUUACAUGGUGCCAGAGGAUGAGGAAACAGUCCGGGGCUAGACAACAUGUGUGUGUGUGAUUCUGAGGAUCAUCCUUUGACUUAGACUUUAUGUAUCAGCUAUUAAAUGUUUCAUUAAUGAUAAGUAUUCGUUAAGGUUAUUAUUAAUGGCACAGAAAUGAUAUUAGGUUAUAUAACAAUUGCUCUAUUGACAAAUUUUCAUCGCAAAGAUUUUAUAAACUUCAAGUGUCUUUAAACCAGCUUGUGAAACUUUGGUUUAUAAAUGAGUUCUUAAUGUUUCUAAAGUGUUAUGUAUUUAUUGAAGUCAUUAUUGAUAUCUUAUUAAUGGUACUCUUUUAAAGCUAAUGUGCUUUAUUAGUAAAUUGACUGCUUGAGGUUGGGGCUUGGUGCCUAUACCUUUGUAAAAAAAAUGACAAGAGCAAAAGACAGUGAAAGUAAAACUAAUAUAUCUCUUUUCUAUGAAAAGAAGUGGAAGAAGACCCUAGGUUGACGUGUUGUGACCUCAUUUUGGUGUAGGUAGAAAAGUAAGUAUCAUCUGACAUUAGCUUUUGCAUCUCUGUAUAGGCCAUUAUUUUGUCCGUUACCAAAUUUUGUGCAGCUAUUUUUCUCUCAAAUAUUCCACAUUGUCUGAUUUGUAAUGGUUACGUAUCACUGUUAAAGUGAAUCAUAUCUGCCUUACCUGUGACUUUUAAGUCUGAACAGGAAUGCAUUGUACUCGCUAUUUUAAUGACGAUGUCGCUAGCUUGUCAGUACUUACUCAAGACAGUUGUUAUUUCUGCCCCCUGUCUGCAGUGAUGACAUUUUGAACUCUCCGUCCAAAGAUCUCUUGCUCUCCCUGUACUCUAUAUUGUUUUGCCUUGACCACAUGAAUGUGUAUAGAAAUGACUAUGCGUACUUAUCUUUUGUAUGUUCUGUUCUCCAUGUGCUUUUUUUGAGGUUUCAGCACUUUUAUGUUGAGUGUUGAUUGUAACAGUAGCAUACCGUAUAAGUCCAAAGUUACUAUUUCUUGAAAAACAGUGUGCGGGUGUUAAGCAGCAACUGAAAACAGAUGGCCUACAUGUUUUGCGCCUACAUGGUAUUUGGUCAUUUUUACUUUUUGCAAACUUGCCCUGUAUUUAGACAUGAUUUGCAAUGGUUUCCAUAAGAUCUUGAGAGACAAAAAUAGAACUUGGCUUAAUUUUAGAUUGUCAUUGCAUGGUUGUCAACUGUUACCGUCAAUAUGUGAAAUCAGUAAGUUAAAGCAAAAUGGCUACGGGUUAAUAAAAGAGGUGAAGUUUGUGUCUUGAUUUGUGGCGAAUGAGAAUAUGUAAGUAUUGUAAGUGUUGUUUCAUAAAAAAGUGAGUUUCUGUUGUAUGUAUUCUGAAUGUGAAGUGAAUGGUGCCUUAAUUCCUUUUCAACACGCAUUUAUGUCACUUGAUUUAUGUCUACAUUUUUGUUUGUAGUACAUGUCCCUCCUCAAGGAUUUGGCUUUACUUCUGUUAUCUUUUGUUGGUGUAGGAAUGCUGGUCAUGAGUAUGUGGGCUUGGUAAUGCAGCAUUUGGCUUUGCUAGGUCACAUACAAACAACGUAAAAAGUUGGAGAGAAGUCCUUGUUUACUCGAUCUCUAGUCAGAGCAAAUAUCUCAUUGAUAGACAGAACCUAAGUUCACAGUUUUUAAACAUUCAAGUUACCAUCAAACACACACAUGGCAAAAUCAAGGGGAUUCAGAAAUCUUUUUGUUAAGUCCAAGAUUUCGCAAUGUACAUUUUUUAAAUACAAAAUGAAACACGUGUAUAAGAAUAAGUUCAGCCUAAAAAUCUGUUCACCUCGUGCAUGUUUCGGUAUGUGCGUGCUAGACUGUAUAUUGAGACUUCUGCUUACCAAAUGCCAUUUUAUGGAACCAUUCUUAGCAUACCGGUUUUCAGUCCUUACAGCUGGGGAGGAAGUAACGGUGAUGGUGUACCUCCCGUACACUUGGGGACACCAGUCAGGGAUAAGGACCUCCGGGAGGUUCAUACUCUCCAUAAGCCGCCAUGGGAGUGGGUUGGAACAAAACUGACCUGAAUACAAAAAGCAGUGUCAGUGUCUGUUGUACUGUCUGAUUUGUAUUGGAAUAGAAGGUAUGUUCUUAUUUUGCUAGGUUCGGUACCGCACUUUUUAACUUGUAAUUUCCGAUAAACCCACUAUGGCGGGACCUCUUUUGAUACGAAAUCUUAAAAUGAUAUAUACCUCACUAAAAAUUGGUCAAUAAAUCCAAACAAAUGAACCUAUUUUAAUAGUUCGUCAUCUAAAGAAAAAACACCCAGUAAAUGAGAAUGACACCUCUUUUUCACCAUAGGUGAAAAUUAUUUUGACGUCAAAGUUGUGGUAAAAGAAUGAGCCUGAGCCGCUACUAGUGGUUCAUCGACACAGUGGUUCUGACCGUGAGCAGCUGAGAGUGGCUUGCUAGAGAUAAGGAGUUGAUCUUCUGUUUGGAUUUUUUUUUGGUUAAAGACACCCUUCUAAAAUAUCUUACAGGAGUUGUUUUUCAUCUUUUGUCUUCGUUAGAUUGAUAACUUGUUGUAUUUGCAGUUGCUAUUAACAGUGCUAAAAAGCAAACUUCCUCAUUGGUAGUCUCAUGAUUAAGAACAUGAUUCAAACUGGUUCACCUUUAUUAGCUGAUUAUCACCGUACCCAGUGCCUAAAGAGCUCAAAUUUCGUCCUUUGCUAUUCUCCAUCUGAACAUGUUGAGCUUGAUUAUAAUUUAACAUCCAAGUUUUCAUUCCAGUUCAUACUAUUUGUUCUGUCUGACUGAAAGUUCACAUAACUUCCCUGUAGCUUGCAUCUGUCCCAUGGUCGAUAAAACAAUGCUGCUGUUCUGUCCAAAAUUUUGCUUUAGAUAUUUCCAGUGGUAAGAGUAGGCCUACAGUUUUCUACUUAAACUUUGCUUGAAUUUGAUUUACGUCUCUGUUCCCUGUGGUCUUCAUCAUCCUUUUCCCCUUGACGUAAGAAAAAGAUUAUUACUUGACUGUUAAAACAGACAUAGAUUAUGUAGAUUUUUGUCAAGUUCUUUUAACUUUCAUCUUUAUGACUUCUUAUGACGGUGCCACUUUUCUAGAUACCUUUAAGUCCAGGCAUUUUGUUGCUUUGUGGGACUAUACUUAUAUGCGCCCCUUUAUAUAUAGCAUCAAGUUCUUUAUUUUUUUUACAGUCCAGUAAGUUCUGCUAGUUUGAGGGUACAACUUGUAGGUUGUAUUUCUUAACUUUCACUCUUCGUGCUGUUGUUUCUGUCUGUUUUUCUGUCUUGCUUUUCAUUAGUACUCAGUGACUGCUAAAUUGUCAAUAUGCUUCUUUUUGUCUCAAACUCUUGUAAGUUUUUAGAACUCUUUCGUGGUCUUAGUGACACUUCCUAUUUGCAAUUUGGCCUUUGGAAUUCGGUUAGGUUUUAAGCCUUUUCACAUUGUAACUCUUAUCCUGUGCAAUGUUCCUGCAAACAGUAUUAGAGAGCCUCGCUGACAUAUGGCUAUGUGUAGUUGUUGGUCAGAAAAGAACUUAAGUGGAUGUUUGGCAGGUGCUCUGGUGUGGUUUGCUCCUUUUUUCCUAUCACUCUAAUCUCUCCUCCUUCUUUUCUUUCUGUUUUAUUCUCUAGUGGUACCACCUCUAAUCUGCCGCACUCAUAACGACUACUUAGUGCAAGACUCAGCCAAGUGCCAUUUGGAAAAGUGACAUAUGAUAGAGCCUUACACUGCAGUCAAUAUUAAUUUGUGUUGCAAGUGCUGUAAAACUCUUACUAAAACUGAACUAGGGAGCUUGAAGGAUAUUCCUAGGCUUCAGUUCCAUACUAUAAAUAUUUAUAUCUUUUCUUUUCCUUUCUGGAAGAGUUUCUUGGUGUGUUUUUUUAAAAUUGUUAAUCCAAGGAGCUUUGUGAAUUGUAUAUUAAUAGAAAAAAAAGGCAAAGUUUGUUUGGAGUGGGGUCCAAAGCCUUUGUGUUUGUUAUUCAAUUUUAUAUGGCAUGGUAAUAAUAUAUAAUGAUCUGGAUAGAGAUCUGCCUGAAACUUUUUAAAAGUAGUACUGAUAUUACUUCUUCUUUUUUUUCUUCUAUUAAACUUAAAUUAAGUCAAAUACGCGGCCAAAAAAGUCCAAAGAUCUGGUAUACUGCUGCUGUUGUAUUUUUUUAAUAUAUAAAGUACAUAGUGGGCGGUUUAUUGCUAGUAAUUGUAGCAUUUUGUGUCUAAAUCUAUUAUUUCAUUGCUGGUUAUUUUGGUCCAAGGCUGCAUUUACUUGUUGCCAAAAGAACAAAUAUAAAUUUUAAAAAUCAACACAUUGUUGGCAAAAUGUGAUAUCUUUGUACAAACAAACUUCAUGUAUUAUUUAUACGAAACUAUUAAUAUGUUUAGAUCAAUAUCUGUAUGAAGAUACAUAAAAAAUAAAUCAAAUUUCUCAUAAACGUACAUU